UGGGAGCUGCCCGGAUGCCAGGCGCCUUACCCCGAUGUGCAAUGUUAACUACGGCCAGGAGUGUACAAAUGACGAUGACUGUGAUCUGUGGCUCUCGUGCUGUGAGGCCGGAUGUGGGAAGAGAUGUGUCCAUCGGUAUCACAAACGCGGAAAGCGAGACGCAGAGUGUCCCAAACCAUUCCAGAUGCAACAUAUCUGUGACCGGGACGAUGCCGAGGAGUGUGAGGUAGACGAGGACUGCGCAAGGUGGAAGCAGUGCUGUAACGUCGGGAACUGCGGCAAACGCUGCGUCUAUGGGGUCCACAGGCAAGAGGAAGCCUUUGAAUGUCCAGCAGAAUCUCGUCUCCAGCCCAUUUGUCAGAUGAAACUGGGCUCUCAAUGUUCCACUGAUGACGACUGUGAUAUCUGGCAAAAGUGUUGUGAGACUGGAUGUGGGAGGAGAUGUAUCAUGAGCUUCAAGCCUGGAGUGUCUCCUAAAGGCCAAGGAUCCACAUGUCCGGACACGACCAGACUGCAUUAUGUCUGUCGGAUGAACUUCACCGCUCCCUGCGAUGGAGACGAUUCCUGUGGUCACUGGGCAUCGUGCUGUAACACGGAAUGUGGACCUCGAUGUGUGUCACAGUGGUUUGCGAGAAAGCCUGCUGACCAGUGCCCAGAGGAGGACAGCCUCUCCAUGUUCUGUCAGAUCAGCACCGGGCGUUCCUGUAAUGACAACGGGGACUGUGAUGGAUACCACUCGUGUUGUGAUGCUGGCUGUGGGAAGAAAUGCAUCCCAAAGUGUUUCACAGGAGGCCAAGAGAGAGGAAUUGUGUGUGAGCUGUCUGGUGUACUGCGGCAGAUCAUGGAGUGGUGUUGUGAAGGCUGA
Molecule: messenger RNA, 865 nt
Organism: Hemiscyllium ocellatum (epaulette shark)
Lineage: Eukaryota; Metazoa; Chordata; Chondrichthyes; Orectolobiformes; Hemiscylliidae
Product: WAP four-disulfide core domain protein 3-like
Exons: 6
Coding region: 35-865 (276 amino acids)
Cellular component (GO): extracellular region
Molecular function (GO): peptidase inhibitor activity
Source: RefSeq, a predicted model, not a curated record